CGACAUUGUGCAAACACAGAAAUGGAAGAGAAGGUGGGGUAAAACCCCAAGGCAUAAAAAGGCACGGCAGGAGUCGGCACAGUACAGCCCUUCCAGAGAGAGGCAAGAGAGGCCCACGAUGAGAGCCCUGGGAGCUGUUGUCACUCUCCUGCUAUGGGGUCAGCUUUUUGCUGUGGAGUUGGGCAAUGAUGCCAUGGACAUUGAAGAUGACAGCUGCCCCAAACCUCCAGAAAUUGCAAAUGGCUAUGUGGAGCACUUGGUUCGCUAUCGCUGCCGACAGUUCUACAGACUACGAACUGAAGGAGAUGGAGUGUACACCUUAAACAGUGAGAAGCAAUGGGUGAACACAGCUGCUGGAGAGAAACUCCCCGAAUGUGAGGCAGUGUGUGGGAAGCCCAAGCAUCCUGUGGACCAGGUGCAGCGCAUCAUCGGUGGUUCUAUGGAUGCCAAAGGCAGCUUUCCUUGGCAGGCCAAGAUGAUCUCCCGUCAUGGACUCACCACCGGGGCCACGCUGAUCAGUGACCAGUGGCUGCUGACCACGGCCAAAAACCUCUUCCUCAAUCACAGUGAGAAUGCAACAGCCAAGGACAUUGCCCCUACCUUAAAACUCUAUGUGGGAAAAAACCAGCUGGUGGAAAUUGAGAAGGUGGUUCUCCACCCCAACCACUCUGUGGUGGAUAUUGGGCUAAUCAAGCUCACACAGAAGGUGCCAGUCACCGAGAGAGUGAUGCCCAUCUGCCUGCCUUCCAAAGACUACGUAGCACCAGGCCGCAUGGGCUACGUGUCUGGCUGGGGGCGGAAUGUCAACUUCAGAUUUACCGAUCGUCUCAAGUAUGUCAUGCUGCCUGUGGCCGACCAGGACAUGUGUGUGGUGCACUAUGAGAAGAGUACAGUGCCUGAGAAGAAGAACUCCUCGAGUCCUGUUGGGGUACAGCCUAUCUUGAACGAGCAUACCUUCUGUGCUGGCCUUUCCAAGUACCAGGAAGACACGUGCUAUGGUGAUGCUGGCAGUGCUUUUGUCGUCCAUGACAUGGAGGACGACACCUGGUACGCAGCUGGAAUCCUGAGCUUUGACAAGAGCUGUGCUGUAGCUGAAUACGGUGUGUACGUGAGGGCGACUGACCUGAAGGACUGGGUUCAGGAAACCAUGGCCAAGAACUAGUUCAGGGCUGACUAGAAGGCUGCACACAGCAGGGCGGGCUGGGAGCCAUGGAAGAGGGGGAAGUGGAAGGGUUGGGCCAUAGUCUGAGGGGUGCUAGCCCUGCAUUGCUCAGUCAAUAAUAAAAAAUAUGCUUUGGACCCA
Messenger RNA from Mastomys coucha (southern multimammate mouse), 1303 nucleotides. Its product is annotated as haptoglobin. Gene Ontology annotation, cellular component: extracellular region. The transcript has 5 exons. Bases 119 to 1162 code for a protein of 347 amino acids. Gene Ontology annotation, molecular function: hemoglobin binding; serine-type endopeptidase activity. Gene Ontology annotation, biological process: proteolysis; acute inflammatory response. The record is from RefSeq and is a predicted model, not a curated record. Lineage: Eukaryota; Metazoa; Chordata; Mammalia; Rodentia; Muridae.